Desarmillaria tabescens is the source of this 657-nucleotide messenger RNA. RefSeq lists its product as uncharacterized. Bases 1 to 441 code for a protein of 146 amino acids. NCBI's taxonomy places the organism in Eukaryota, Fungi, Basidiomycota, Agaricomycetes, Agaricales, Physalacriaceae. The record is from RefSeq and is a predicted model, not a curated record. The transcript has 6 exons.
AUGUCCAUCUGCCCAGAGUCGACUAUUAUAUUCAUCUGCAAUAUGCAGAAUAAGUUUCUCAUAUCUACCAUCAACAAGAUGCUCAAGAUCAUAAAGAAUUCGGAAGACCAAGUCGAACCAGAGCCUGAAGCAGGACCAUCAUGGAUUGUCCCUGCCAUGAAUCAUGGGGAGCUCAGUUUGGGUGUGACCUCAUCUUAUGCACAUGUCCCUAGGGCAUUCCAAUAUGUGGAUAACAGCAGUUCAGGAUCUAAAUACAAAGCAGUCUUCACAAUGAGGGUAGUCCUGAGAAACCCACAGAAAGUGGUCUUUGACAAUUGGUAUAGGCUCCAGCCGGAUAAGGGAUAUGAUUCUGUGGAGGUGCAAUCCCUUGUUGGGCUGACUGAAGUUGUUGUAUUCCACCACAACAUAGCAUGUCCAGUGUACCUCAUCAUAGUGAAGUAAUGAAGACACCUAUAUUAUUUCAUUGUCAUACAUGUACAAUUCCAAUGUCAUGUUCUCACUGAUUAUCUGCUACAAACCUAUCUUAUGCCGAAGACGCUUUCUUAUCACCUGCUAGUAACGAGAGUCAAAGUUGGGCUUCUGAUUUUGUAUGUUAACACUGCUACAAGUCGAUAUUAUCCAUGAUGAUACUGGUAUGUAGUUUUUAUGCUUCAUCUA